CUUGUUGCUGAGCAGCAGCAGGCGCGAGCUCAUCGGCGCGAGGACGUGAUUCUGCUGGACGCUUCUCUUCGUGGCUUCAGGAAGUCUGGUUUGAUGUCUGCAUCACUUGUGUGUCCGUGGCCCUGUGGAUGCAUCUAUGGACUCCUUUUCCUUGCCUCCUUAUCACACCUCAGUGCAGGCAGACUGGGCAGCUGCAGCCACCCUUUGGUCCCCGAACACGGAGGGUUUGGCUGUGAUCCGUCUCCUUGUCGAGGAUUCCCCCAGAAAAGUUACAUCUAUUUCUUCUGUGAGCCUGGCUACCACAUCAGCAGCAAGGUCCGCAGCUCAAAGUGCCACCAGGGCAAGUGGCUCCCUCCAAUUCCUACCUGCACUCCACUCAAAGAGAGUCCUAAUGAGAGUUCUGAGGACAAAGCGGCUCAGUCCCUGCCGAGUGUGGCUACAACAGCUGUGGCCGUGGCCAUCUUCCUACUCACCACCACCGUCUGCCUCAUCCUCAAGUCGCGGCUCUGCCCCUGUCACUCUCACAGCACCUGUCAGUCCUUGGACCAGCUGGACCUAAUGGCGGAGGGUCCCACUGUCCCGUUGCCCUCCUAUGAGGAAGCAGUGUAUGGUAGCUGGGGCCAGAGGCUGCCCACCUGUUUGGCCCCAGGUCCCACACAGCUUUUGAUGAAUCAGGACACUCCAGAAUGUCACCACUCUCCUCUCAAUGGCCAAUCAGAUACCAGCCACGGCCCGCUACUAUCUGAACACACCUCAGGCAGCCCCCCGCCCCCUUACAAGGAGGUCCAGUCACAUCCCAGAGACAGGCUGAGUGAUGGUGACACCUACCACCUACAACUUGCACUUUCAGAUGACAAAGACAUUUGAUUGACAUGCAUUAUACUGACUUCUUUUCUACUGUAUGGGCAGGUGCUUGUGAACUACAUUUGUUUAAUUUAUACAUCACUCAUUCAUGGCUGCCGACCAUGUCGGAGACGUUCAAGUGUUUAUUGAAGGUGAGGAACCAAACAAAGAAGGAGCCCUGAUUGGAGCAGGUGUUACAUGGCUGCAGCAUCAGGACACUUUCAUUCCUAUUUUAUGCAGAGCUGAUUGGCCCGCUGAGGUCAUCUCUGACUGACGAUGACUUUGUUACAUUUCUAAAGGCUUAUCUUAUAUUUGGGCCCCGAACUCUUCACAAUUGGUAUGUAUUGUGUUGACCCUUGUUUUCAGAAGGAACCUCUAGUUACCUCCAGUCUACCCAAUACACCACCAACGAAUGGUUUCAAUCAGAUGGACGUGUGUGUGUGUGCACACGCGCCCUGGCAAGGACCCCCUUUCUGAGACAAUUACAUAGUUAAUCAGUUGAAAACACUUUUCCAGGGCGCUGUGUAAAGCCUGCUCACUGUUCAAUGUAUACUCAACAAAAAUAUAAACGCAACACUUUUGGUUUUGCUCCCAUUUUGUAUGAGAUGAACUCAAAGAUCUAAAACUUUUUCCACAUACACAAUAUCACCAUU
Messenger RNA from Thalassophryne amazonica, 1496 nucleotides. RefSeq lists its product as uncharacterized. Lineage: Eukaryota; Metazoa; Chordata; Actinopteri; Batrachoidiformes; Batrachoididae. The transcript has 5 exons. Bases 94 to 867 code for a protein of 257 amino acids. The record is from RefSeq and is a predicted model, not a curated record.